Messenger RNA from Aspergillus terreus NIH2624, 879 nucleotides. Its product is annotated as aldo/keto reductase. The record is from RefSeq and is a predicted model, not a curated record. NCBI's taxonomy places the organism in Eukaryota, Fungi, Ascomycota, Eurotiomycetes, Eurotiales, Aspergillaceae. The transcript is spliced from 3 exons. Gene Ontology annotation, molecular function: oxidoreductase activity, acting on NAD(P)H as acceptor. Bases 1 to 879 code for a protein of 292 amino acids.
AUGAAGUGGCCGGCUCUUUCUCUCAAGGAUGGAAAUUUGGUUCCCAUUCUUGGAUUCGGGACUGGAACCGCCUGGUACAAGGAUGACCCAAAUGAUCCAACCAAUCCGGAACUCAUCGAGGUGCUGAAAGCUGCUCUAGAGAAAGGGUUCCAUCACAUUGACGCCGCCGACUCCUAUGGCACGGAACGCGAAGUGGGUAUCGCUAUCAGGGAGAGCGGCAUCCCUCGAGAGCAGCUGUUCAUCACCACCAAAGUCCUUGAAGGAUGGAAAGAUGUACCCGGCGCCCUUGACGCCAGUCUGGAGAGAUUGCAGCUGGACUAUGUGGACCUUUACCUGCUGCAUAAUCCGUAUGUCAUUCCAAAUUUGACAGAUAUCCAGAGCGCCUGGAAAGGGCUUGAAGCUGUGAAAGCCACAGGAAAAGCUCGGAGUAUCGGAGUCUCCAAUUUCCAACGCAACCACCUGGAAGCCAUCCUGGAGACAUGCUCGGUUGUCCCAGCCAUCAAUCAGUUGGAGUAUCACCCGUACCUACAACGCUCUCAUGACUUCAUUCCAUGGAUGCGUGAACGCGGCAUUGAAGUUUCGUCCUUCAAGACCCUUGCCCCGGUGACGGUCGGUAAAGGCGGACCUCUAGACGAGCCGCUGGCAUCGAUUGCCGCCAAACAUAACAUCACGACCAGCGCAGUGGUGCUCAACUGGGUAAUCUCCCAGAACAUCGUACCCAUCACAACUACGACCAAGAGGGAGCGGAUGGAGGAGUAUAUUGCUGCGAUAUCUCUUCAGCUAGACCGCGAGGAGUUGGAUGAGAUCACCCAAAUUGGGCUCAGGCAUCAUUUCCGUUGGUGGGGAAAGGACUUCUUUGGCCCAGAUGAUCGAUCCUAG